This is a messenger RNA of Penicillium alfredii, 912 nucleotides long. RefSeq lists its product as uncharacterized. Lineage: Eukaryota; Fungi; Ascomycota; Eurotiomycetes; Eurotiales; Aspergillaceae. Gene Ontology annotation, biological process: mitotic sister chromatid segregation. Gene Ontology annotation, cellular component: kinetochore; MIS12/MIND type complex. The coding region runs from base 1 to 912 and encodes 303 amino acids. The transcript has 2 exons. The record is from RefSeq and is a predicted model, not a curated record.
AUGGCCGCGCACUACCGCAAGAUUGAGCUGCAGUCGCCAGCUGACCUCACCUAUCUCUACGCCAACACAUUGGCUCGUUCGCGCAGCAAACUCGACCUGCACCUGCCCCCUUCCGCGACGGACAAUGAGACGCCGGACCCAAUGCGCGAGCGCGUGCGGGAGCUAGUGGACGAGUACAUAAACCAAACCUUCACAACCGCCUCCUCCUCAAUCAGCAUCAACGGCAUCGACUCCUCGUCCCCGCAAUUCCAGUUUCCAGCCUCCUUCACCGCACCCGAGACAGUCGAGUACGAAGCAUACGACACGGAGCUCGCCUCGCGCGUAACAGCGCUCUACGCGCAACUGGAGUCGCUGACCACAACAGUCGCGCAACUACGACGAGACGCGCCACAUCGCGCAGCAAAAGAGCACGCGGCACAACUGAACCAGCUGAUUAACGAGGAAAAUGACGAACAAGAACAAGAGAACGAGGCCGAGCAAGACGCCGACGAUGAUCACGACCUAAACAACAAUGCCAACGAAGCCAUGGAUGAAUCCGAGGACGGAGCUCGCGCGGAGCAGACCGCUCAAAGAAACACCGAAAACACCGACACAGAGAACAUGGAUGUCGACGAGGGAACACAGCAUCAGUCCGAGUCAGCGGCGAAACAGCCCAAACACGCCCCGUCCCGUCGACGCCGCAACCGGCCCGACCCUGCGUGGACGCUGCAAGUGCCGCUCGGCACGGAGCAGGAGACGGAGCGCUGGCGCAGCGGCGAUAUGGCAGAUGCGUACGAAAGUGCGUUGCGGACGUUGCUGCGGCUUCAGGGCGAGGACGAUGCUGAGGCCGGCGCCGAUGGCUAUGCCUUGGCGACGACGGUGGGCAAGGCCGAGCGGGCAGGGCGUGCUGCGGAAGUGGUAGAGAAUAUGUGA